CCACUGCAACUCAAUUUCACUUCCCCCCCCUCUUCCCGUCAACUUUCAUAUCUAGGGCACCAAGCUACCCUUUUCCUUCCUCCUUCUUCUCUUUUCCAUCUUCGCCCCCCUCUUCAAGUUAAUUCCCACUUCCAAUCCUCAAGCACAAGGCAGCCUCAAGCUCUCCUGAGUCCUUUGUUGCAUCCCGACACACAGCUACACACAUCCCCCGGUCAAGUCAAUCCGCGCGCGCAAACCUCCCCCCACCUUACCACCUCAAUCACCUAUCUCGACCUUUUGUGUGUCCUCAGCCUUCAAGAUGUCUACUGCCGUCGAAAACACCACCGACAACGUCGCCGCUACCCCCGCCGCCACCGCCCCGGAGGCUACUACCAACGGCACUGCUCCUGCUCCUGCCCAGUCUACGGACGCGGCCGCCGCCAGUGCCGAUGAAGGACGUCGGUUGUACAUUGGGAACCUCGCUUAUGCGACCACUGAGGGGGAGCUCAAGGAGUUCUUCCAGAACUACAAGAUUGAGAGCGUCUCCAUUCCUGUGAACCCCCGUACCAACCGUCCCGUUGGCUAUGCCUUCGUGGACUUGGCCACCGCUCACGAGGCGACCGCUGCUAUUGAGGAGCUGUCUGGAAAGGAGAUCCUUCAGCGCAAGGUCUCCGUGCAGCUCGCCCGCAAGCCUGAGCCUGCCGAGGCCAAGGCUGAGGGUGCCGCAAGUGGCGGUGAGGGCGCCAGCGGUGCUGAAGGUCGCAAGAGAUCUGGUGGUCGUGCCCGUGGCCGUGGCCGUGGCCGCGGUCGUGGUGGCCGCCUGCCCCGUGGAGGACGCUCGCCCCCAGCCCAAGCUGAGCAGGCCCCUACCGAGCCCAUCAACGUCCCUGGUCAGGUCGCCCCCUUGACUGAGGUCACCAACCAGAACGAGACCGUUGCCGCUCCUGAGGCUGGCAAGCAGGCCGGCAAGCCCCGUGCUCCUCGUGCUCAGAAGCAGCGUGGCCCUCCUGAGGAUGGAAUCCCUUCCAAGACUAAGGUUAUGGUUGCCAACCUUCCCUAUGACCUGAGCGAGGACAAGCUCAAGGAGAUCUUCGCCGACUACCAGCCCGUUUCCGCCAAGAUCGCCCUCCGCCCCAUCCCCCGCUUCAUGAUCAAGAAGCUCCAGGCUCGCAACGAGCGCCGCAAGGGUCGUGGCUUUGGCUUCGUCACCCUCGGUUCCGAAGAGCUCCAGGAGAAGGCCGUGAACGAGAUGAACGGCAAGGAAAUUGAGGGCCGCGAGAUUGCUGUCAAGGUUGCCAUCGACAGCCCUGGCAAGGAAGAUGAUGCCGUCCCGGUGACUGAGAAGACUGAGAAGACCGAGGAGGCCACCGAGGCCACCGAGGCUCCAGCUCAGGAGAAUGCUGCUCCGGCGGCGGCUGCUGCUGCUGCUGAGUAAAGGACAAGUUCGUUCCCCACCUGAACGAGUGAUCCCUGAUGGAAUAAUCAGGGAGGGAUCGAGGUGACGACAGAGUCGGGAGCCGUCAUCUGGAGGCGGUAUCUAGUCGUGGUCGUUCGUCAGGCGGCCAGUGUUGUCAUUUUUCCAGUCGGGGGUUGGAUAGAUGACAAGACAGCCACCGAAAACGUUCUACUGAAAAAGUUGUGGACGAUUUCAUCCUGAUUGAGUUAGUCUGCGCCGGAGGAGUGGUUAUCUUUUUCAACUUUUCUUUCCAAUAACCUAUCUUAUGUCUUGCUAUAUACGGAUUCCCGAAAAGGCUCCGUGCGGUGAGGCGGGAGACGAAAACCCCGUAAUGUGUGGUGGUGACGGAAGAACCUGGCUUUUGUUCACGAAUCUUGCUCUUGUGCUCCUGUAUCUUAGCCCCCAUUUAUCGAAGUGAUGAUUAGCCGCAAGGCUGGCCUUGUAAUGACG
Aspergillus fijiensis CBS 313.89 is the source of this 1885-nucleotide messenger RNA. Its product is annotated as RNA recognition motif domain-containing protein. NCBI's taxonomy places the organism in Eukaryota, Fungi, Ascomycota, Eurotiomycetes, Eurotiales, Aspergillaceae. The transcript is spliced from 4 exons. The record is from RefSeq and is a predicted model, not a curated record. Gene Ontology annotation, cellular component: cytoplasm; nucleus; ribonucleoprotein complex. The coding region runs from base 299 to 1414 and encodes 371 amino acids. Gene Ontology annotation, molecular function: mRNA binding.